GCUAAGGCGGAUAUACCGUUAAGAUGACAGCAGAUGGCGCUCGUGUAGCGCUGACUUAUACACAGCAGAAGCCUGGCUGUAGAAAAGGAGGAUUUCCUAUCUCUUAGCGAGGAGUUAGUGUUCCCCUAGUGGUCCUGGUCUGUGCAGUCCCCAGUGAAGCGGUCUCACCAUGGGUUUGGGGGUAUUCACGUCCAAGACUUUCCUUAUUCUCCUCAGCCUGGUCUUUUUGGCUGCCGCGGCAGGACUGGGCUAUGUCGGAAUACACGUCAUUGUCACUUAUGAGCAAUACAAGUCCUUCCUGAGUAAUGCCUAUGUUAUGCUCCCCGCCAUCAUUAUCCUGGCAGUGGCUGUCUUCAUGUUCAUCAUUGGGCUUCUGGGAUGCAUUUCUUCUAUACAAGAGUCCUGCUGUGGCCUGGGAUGUUUCAUAACCCUGAUCUCCAUCAUAUUUGCUGCAGGAGUGGUCACCCUUGUUUUAGGACUUGUGUACAAGGAUAAGAUUGAUCCAGAACUUCAGGAAAACAUGGAAAAAUUGUUUGAAAAAUACGAUGGGAAAAGUUUGGAAAGUUCUGCCGUUGACUUUAUCCAAGCAGAGUUGCAGUGCUGUGGCAUACAGAACUACACCAGCUGGGAGAACACCACAUGGUACCAGAACAAUAACCAGACUGUGCCAGAGAGCUGCUGUAAGAAUAAGAACGACUGUCAGGGCAGAAAAAGUGACCUCAACAAGAUCAACAAAGAGGGUUGUGAAGUGAAGCUGCAGAAUGUGAUACACAGAGCAAUGGGCUUCUCCAUGUUGGUGAUACUAGGAUUUGCUGUAAUUGAGCUCUUUGCUUUAAUAAGCUUGUGCGUCAUCUACCGUAGAAAUAGUAGAGAAGGAUACCAGCUGCUCUAGAACCGAUCCGGAACAUCUUGAAGAUGCAGAAGAGUGACUGGAGGUGAUGCAGAUAAACACUAGGAUGUAAUUCUAGACCUUUUAUAAAUUCGCUUGUAAAAACCUCAAACUGGACUCGAAUUCAGGGAAAUUCUAGAAGUUAUGCAGUGCGACGAACUUAUAAAUUUUUUUUAUGUAUAUAGGUGUGUGUGUGUAUGGUAUUCUUUAACUUUAUAAAAAUAAACCCUAUUAAAAAAAAAUUUU
Hyla sarda is the source of this 1135-nucleotide messenger RNA. Its product is annotated as tetraspanin-36-like. The record is from RefSeq and is a predicted model, not a curated record. The transcript is spliced from 8 exons. NCBI's taxonomy places the organism in Eukaryota, Metazoa, Chordata, Amphibia, Anura, Hylidae. Bases 170 to 892 code for a protein of 240 amino acids. Gene Ontology annotation, cellular component: membrane. Gene Ontology annotation, biological process: protein localization to plasma membrane; protein maturation; regulation of vascular endothelial growth factor signaling pathway.